This is a messenger RNA of Oreochromis aureus, 1289 nucleotides long. RefSeq lists its product as uncharacterized. Bases 351 to 1250 code for a protein of 299 amino acids. The record is from RefSeq and is a predicted model, not a curated record. Lineage: Eukaryota; Metazoa; Chordata; Actinopteri; Cichliformes; Cichlidae. The transcript has 10 exons.
UCUGCCGCAGCAGAUUUCAGCUGUUCAGCCUGGCAGGAGGAGCCAGUAGGACUGACCUCAGAGGAGUGAACCCACUGCUGAAGGUCCUGGACCAAAUCCCAAAUCCUGCUGCUAAUAUCAGUGUGGGCCUCCUGCCUCAUUUGCUUAAUGAUGCCUUAAAAGGAAAUAGCAGGACUGUCCUCAUUUACUGCAUUAACCCUCAAGGUCUUCUAGAUAAUGAGACACCUUCUGCUUUAAAUCUGGCCCAGAAAGUGAGAUGUUUUGCAACUAAGCCCACCAAUGGUUGCUGGAGUCCAAGGGCAACUGAGCAAAAGAUUCGUGACAGCAUCACUGAUCUAAGAAGCGUGAUAAUGUCACAGGGGGACAGUGAAGUUCACAGCAUCUACGAGCUGGCCGAGCUCACUCAAAACCUGCAGAUGGUGAAAAAUCAAUCAUGGGAGAAGAGACGAGAAGAAUCCGAAAAGAUAAAAGUCAAAAUAAAGACUUGCAAGACCUCAAAUAGCAAUCUGCUGUUUUCUGGAGAUCAUCACCCCAACAGCAGGCAGGGUACAGAGACAAUGAAAUGUCUACAGGACCAGCUGAGGCAGGAAAUGGAAGAACACAUUACAGAAGGUAAAGGGAAUACAGAAAAGGUCCAGGAGAGAGUAGCGAGAAUCCAGCAGCUGAAGGAGGCUCUCAGGGAGGAGACACUCAAGAGUGGAGCUGCUACUGGGAAUUCCCCUGCUUGUCAACAAUCUCAGUUGGAAUACAACAAAGCAGAGGAACGGAGGAGGCAACUUAAGGAGGAUCAUGGGAGAUUAAUUCAGCAGGAGGUGGAGAAGAUGGAGAGAGACUUGGCACAGGAAAACCUACCGACAGAAGGUCCUCAGAGGGACUUGCUGGUACUGACCAGAGAGAGACAGGUCCUAGUACUGCAGAUAGAGGCCCUGCGUGCCGAGGCCCAGCAAGCUGAAAAAGACCUACAGGAUCAAUAUGACAGACACCGAGCAGAGCUGCACUGUCUCAGGGAGGAGAGCCUGCAGGUGUUCAGAGUGUUUCGUCAGGUAAGUGAAGAGCAAAGAAAGAUUUCAGAGGGCAGAUACAGAAGUGUGCUGCUGGAAGCGGUGCAGGAUGCCAUCUACUUGUCUGCACAGAACCAGCAGCUGCAGGCGGACAAUAAGCAACUCCGUAAAUCAGCAGGAGAACUGAAGGAUAUGCUAGCUGCACAAGGUGAUCCCAUGGCUGAUCUCCCGUCAACGCUGAAUGUGUGACUUGAAUGUCUUUACGCAGCAGUGUGCGGACUGUAAAUC